GUCGCUCCCAUGGCAACCCAGGAGCCUGCACUCCCGGCUCCUCACUGAACUCAUCGUGGGCCUGGUUCUAGGCUGGGCUCUAACGCCGAGCCCACGACGUUUGGGGCGGCCCAGCCACGAUGCCCAGUGAAACUCUCUGGGAAAUUGCAAAAGCUGAAGUGGAAAAAAGAGGGAGUAAUGGAACUGAAGGUGAUGGAGUUGAAAUUGGAGAAAAAUCUGUUUUCUUCAUUGGCAGUAAAAAUGGGGGAAAGACUACCAUUAUUCUAAGGUGUCUUGACAGAGAUGAGCCACCAAAACCAACCUUAGCUUUGGAAUAUACGUAUGGAAGAAGAGCAAAAGGGCAUAACACACCAAAAAAUAUUGCACACAUUUGGGAAUUGGGUGGAGGAACUUCUUUAUUGGACUUAAUCAGCAUACCAAUCACAAGUGACACCUUACGGACAUUCUCCAUUGUUCUUGUGUUGGAUCUUUCAAAACCUAAUGACCUUUGGCCCACCAUGGAAAAUCUACUGCAAGCCACAAGGAGCCAUGUAGAUAAAGUGAUGAUGAAACUGGGAAAGACAAAUUCUAAAGCAGCUUCUGAAAUGAGACAGAAGAUGUGGAGUAAUAUGCAGAAGGACCAUCCAGAUCGUGAAUUAAUUGACCCAUUUCCAAUACCUCUGGUCAUAAUUGGAAGUAAAUACGAUAUUUUUCAGGAUUUUGACUCUGAGAAGAGAAAAGUAAUAUGCAAGACACUUCGAUUUGUUGCACAUUAUUAUGGAGCGUCAUUAAUGUUUACCAGUAAAUCAGAAGCUCUAUUACUAAAAAUACGUGGAGUUAUCAACCAGUUGGCAUUUGGCAUUGACAAAAGCAAAUCAAUAUGUGUGGAUCAGAAUAAACCACUGUUUAUCACAGCAGGAUUGGAUUCUUUAAGUCAAAUAGGAUCUCCUCCUGUUCCUGAUAAUGACAUUGGAAAGCUACAUGCCCGCUCACCAAUGGAGUUGUGGAAAAAAGUGUAUGAAAAGCUCUUUCCACCAAAGAGUAUCAACACACUAAAAGAUAUCAAGGACCCCGCACGAGAUCCUCAGUAUGCUGAAAGCGAAGUUGAUGAGAUGAGAAUUCAGAAGGAUCAGGAACUGGAACAAUACAAAAGAAGUUCUUCCAAGUCUUGGAAACAAAUUGAGCUUGAUUCUUGAACCUAAUUCAACUAUUGUGUAUUUAUUUCUUCUUUCCCAAAUACAAGUAAGAUUAUUUUAUUAACUAUGGCAAUAUGUGGCAAUAUGUGAAGAAAGUUAAAAUGUGUAAUUUGUUAAAAGCUGAAUUUUUCGUACUAGUGCAACUCCCUGGGUAUUUUGAAAUCUUUUAAUGGGAAGAAAAAUUGUGUAACCACAUGUAAUAUUUUUUAAAAAUAAAAGAAUCUUCUACUACCUA
Messenger RNA from Lemur catta (Ring-tailed lemur), 1410 nucleotides. RefSeq names its product dynein cytoplasmic 2 light intermediate chain 1 (gene DYNC2LI1). Gene Ontology annotation, molecular function: dynein heavy chain binding. Gene Ontology annotation, biological process: intraciliary transport involved in cilium assembly; intraciliary retrograde transport. Bases 120 to 1175 code for a protein of 351 amino acids. The transcript has 13 exons. The record is from RefSeq and is a predicted model, not a curated record. NCBI's taxonomy places the organism in Eukaryota, Metazoa, Chordata, Mammalia, Primates, Lemuridae. Gene Ontology annotation, cellular component: cytoplasmic dynein complex; ciliary basal body; axoneme.